GAUGUAGAGUUGGAACGUUUGGUGUACAAUGUGAGGAGAAGUGUCCGUCUAAUUGCAAAACUAUUUAUUGCAACCAAGUCAAUGGCAAAUGCAACGAUGGAUGCAAGCCGGGUUAUCAAGGAUAUCAUUGUCAAGACAAAUGUAAUAACGGUUACUAUGGUGAUAAAUGCGCCAACCAAUGUAAUACUAACUGUAAAGAGGGGGACACAAUAUGUAGACAUACAGAUGGAGAAUGUUUGAAUGGUUGCCAGGCAGGGUGGAAUGGUAAAAGAUGUGAUUCAAAAUGUAUGCCCGGAAAGUUUGGUCCAGGAUGUAAGGAGAAUUGUCCUUUAAAUUGUAAUGCCGAUGUAUGUGGCUAUAUCAAUGGCAAUUGUAAUGAAGGUUGCAAGCCGGGUUUUCAAGGAAACAAGUGUAAUGAAAAGUGCCUAGCUGAAACAUAUGGUGUAGGAUGUAAGGAGAAUUGUUCAGUAAAUUGCAAAAAUGGUGUUUGCAAUCAAGUCAACGGCAAUUGUAGUGAAGGGUGCAUUCCGGGUUAUCAAGGAAGAAAGUGAGAAGAAGAAUGCAGUAGUGGUAAUUAUGGUGAUAAUUGCGCCUAUCAAUGCAGUGGUCAUUGUAAAGAGGGAAACAUAAUAUGUAGACAUACAGAUGGAGAAUGUUUGAAUGGUUGCCAGGCAGGAUGGAAUG
Ruditapes philippinarum (Manila clam) is the source of this 684-nucleotide messenger RNA. Its product is annotated as multiple epidermal growth factor-like domains protein 10. NCBI's taxonomy places the organism in Eukaryota, Metazoa, Mollusca, Bivalvia, Venerida, Veneridae. The annotation marks the transcript as partial. Gene Ontology annotation, molecular function: scavenger receptor activity. The transcript is spliced from 5 exons. The record is from RefSeq and is a predicted model, not a curated record.